AUGAACAUAUAUGAUCACGAAACGGACAAUGUGGAUAACUAUCAUGAUGAUAGUCACAAAAACGAUGAAAGUGACCCAGAUAAUGACUCUGAACUUAGCUAUUAUGAAGUGCUAAUGAAAGGCAAUGAGUUAUACCUCGGUGAAGAAGUGGGACUAGAGAGCCUGAAGCCUAAUUGCAUUACCUCGAACUUAUCAGGGUCCUUUUUAGUAUCAGGAUCGAGAGAUGGGACGCUGUAUUGCAUCAAUUUUGACAAAUGGUCAAAGGGAGGGUUCGGAGAAUACUGGAAGGUUAAGCUGGAGCAGUCGGUGAACGAGUUGGCCUUUAACACAGAAGAGUCGGUGUUGGCAGUGGCAUCAGGAAACUAUUUGCACUUUUACACAGACGGAGGGGACCAAAUAGUGUCUACAACAAGAGGCGACAUGUACCUGUUGGACGCAAAAAAGACGAAGGGACACACGGCUACGGUGACGUGCGUAGCCAAUGACCCGAAGAACGUUAACCUGUACGCAUCCGGCUCAAUGGACGGAACGGUGAGGCUGUUUGAUAUACAAUCGACGAAGCAGAACGUAUCACUAUCUCUGAAUAACAUAAACAUAUACACACUGUCGAACAAGUACCUCAACAGAAACAAAAGCGCAAAUGGAGGACAGGGGCACGCUGGGAAGAACAGAGUGGCAAUAACGCGACUGUGCUAUGCAAGUUAUAACUACAAGGACGUGUUGGUGGCAGGAAAUGAACUGGGGAAGCUGAUAGUCUGGGAUUAUAAGACGACUUUCCAAAACUUAAUGAUAGACGCACACGAAAAGAGCAUAGAUGCAGUGCUAUCGUAUGAUGCAAACAAGGUGGUAACAAUGUCGGAAAAUGAGCUGAAGUUCUGGGAUUUAAAACAGCACCAAAAGCCGUUUAAAGAGCUUAAGUUGCCCGCAUAUACGACCGGCUUCAAUAGGAAUCAGAACGUUGUACUCUCACCAGAUAACCUGCACCUGGUAAUAAACACGCCAAAGGAGUCGUCUGAGGAUAAGAAGGCAAAGAGUGAAGUGUGGGUGUACGACCUGGAGAAGUGGGAAGUUGUUAACAAGUGGGAAGUGGAGUCGCAGCUAGGGCCGCUGGUGUGGAGUUACGAAACUAAUCAGCUAUUCAGCUACUGCGCCAACGGAAAGUUGUACGCAAGGUGCACACAAGAUAACGCGGGAGUAAACCACUACACGAAGGCACAGAAAACAUUGGAAAAAAAGAACAAGUACGCGAAAGUUAGCACUAUUUCAGCGAAGCUAGAAGCGUACCCAAUAGACUACCUGCCAGACGACCUGAUAGAAGUGGAGGAAGGAGUGCUGAAGAAAAGAAGAGUGGAGCCGCAAGACAAGUACGGAAUACCGAAGCAGGAAGGAUACGACUACUUCAAGCACGGAAAGACGCCAAUCACAUACGAAGACGACGACAUAGUGACGAAGCUGAGGUCACAAGUGGAGAAGGAUACGAAGAGAGAGCUGGGAGAAGAAGAAGGAAUUAGACAAAUACCGUACAAAGCAGACAAGUUCAUGGCAAUCUACAAGAAGACGCAGCCGAACCUAAUACUGGACUUCGACAGGCCGAAAACAAAGGAAGAAAAGCUGCUCCUGGGAGUGAGCAAGUGCCCGCGAUGCGGAAUCAAAAUAUGCCAAUGCGGCUACAUGGAGAAGAAUAGACAAAGAUGA
Theileria orientalis strain Shintoku is the source of this 1695-nucleotide messenger RNA. RefSeq lists its product as uncharacterized. The record is from RefSeq and is a predicted model, not a curated record. Lineage: Eukaryota; Apicomplexa; Aconoidasida; Piroplasmida; Theileriidae. The coding region runs from base 1 to 1695 and encodes 564 amino acids. Gene Ontology annotation, cellular component: site of double-strand break; nucleus. The transcript has a single exon. Gene Ontology annotation, molecular function: protein binding. Gene Ontology annotation, biological process: regulation of DNA double-strand break processing.